Messenger RNA from Lachnellula hyalina, 1338 nucleotides. It is a transcript of the gene gdhA, whose product is annotated as NADP-specific glutamate dehydrogenase. Lineage: Eukaryota; Fungi; Ascomycota; Leotiomycetes; Helotiales; Lachnaceae. Gene Ontology annotation, molecular function: L-glutamate dehydrogenase (NADP+) activity. Bases 1 to 1338 code for a protein of 445 amino acids. The record is from RefSeq and is a predicted model, not a curated record. The transcript is spliced from 4 exons. Gene Ontology annotation, cellular component: cytosol.
AUGUCAAACCUUCCCUCCGAGCCCGAGUUCGAACAGGCCUACAAAGAGCUGGCCUCAACCCUCGAAAACUCGUCCCUCUUCGAACAACAACCGGAAUACAGAAAAGCCCUACAAAUCGCCUCGAUCCCCGAACGCAUCAUCCAGUUCCGCGUUGUCUGGGAAGACGACAAGAACCAAGUACAGGUCAACCGCGGCUACAGAGUCCAGUUCAACAGUGCACUGGGUCCUUACAAGGGAGGAUUGAGAUUCCAUCCUACCGUUAACUUGAGUGUGCUCAAGUUCCUGGGCUUCGAGCAGAUCUUUAAGAAUGCCUUGACCGGACUAAACAUCGGCGGUGGUAAAGGUGGUGCCGACUUCGACCCAAAAGGCAAAUCCGACAACGAGAUCCGCAAGUUCUGCGUGUCGUUCAUGCGCGAGUUGUCCAAGCACAUCGGCGCUGAUACCGACAUUCCAGCUGGUGACAUUGGUGUUUCGCCUCGGGAGAUCGGAUGGUUGUUUGGUGCUUACAAGGCGGAGACGAAGAAGUGGGAGGGAGUGUUGACUGGAAAGGGAGGAUCGUGGGGUGGGAGCUUGAUUAGACCUGAGGCUACGGGAUAUGGAUUGGUUUACUACGUAAACCACAUGAUAGCCCACGCAGGCCAAGGCUCCUUCAAAGGAAAAACAGUAGCCAUUUCCGGCUCGGGCAACGUCGCGCAAUACGCAGCCCUAAAAGCGAUCGAGCUGGGCGCAACAGUCGUAUCCCUCUCGGACUCCAAAGGCAGCAUAAUCGGAAGCUCCAUCUCGCCCUCUGAAAUCCACGCCAUCGCCGCGCUGAAAGUAAAGCGUCAAUCGCUGACCGAGCUGAAAAGCGCACACAAGUAUAUCGACGGCGCGCGCCCAUGGACGCACGUCAAGGUGGACGUCGCACUGCCGUGCGCGACGCAGAAUGAGGUGUCCAAGGAAGAGGCAGAGGCCCUCGUAAACAGCGGCGCGCGCUUCAUCGCCGAGGGCUCGAACAUGGGCUGCACGCAAGAAGCGAUUGACGUAUUCGAGGCCCACCGCAAGUCGCACAAGGACAAGGCCAUCUGGUACGCGCCGGGCAAGGCAGCCAACGCGGGGGGAGUAGCAGUGUCCGGGUUAGAGAUGGCGCAGAAUUCGCAGCGGAUGAGCUGGUCGAGCGAGGAGGUGGAUGAGAAGCUCAAGGGGAUCAUGGAGGAGGCCUUCAAGAUCGGGUUGCAGACUGCGCAAAAGUAUGUCAAGGGUGGUGAGGGGGAGUUUCCUUCGCUGGUUGCUGGGAGUAAUAUUGCGGGGUUUGUCAAGGUGGCUGCUGCUAUGCAUGCGCAGGGUGAUUGGUGGUAG